Molecule: messenger RNA, 2893 nt
Organism: Seriola dumerili (greater amberjack)
Lineage: Eukaryota; Metazoa; Chordata; Actinopteri; Carangiformes; Carangidae
Gene: c7b
Product: complement component C7-like
Exons: 18
Coding region: 16-2571 (851 amino acids)
Biological process (GO): immune response
Cellular component (GO): membrane attack complex
Molecular function (GO): protein binding
Source: RefSeq, a predicted model, not a curated record
UCCACUGCUGAUUAUAUGACCCUGGAUGUUAGGGUGCUGGACCAGAAGAGAAGGUUGGACUCUGAGGAACACAUCAUGAAGUUGCAUUUGGCAGCAGCUCUGUCUUCUUUGGUGUCGUUGCUCAUCUGUCUGUCUCCAGUUUGCUGUCAGCAGCCUGUGAACUGCAGAUGGGGGGCUUAUGGAGAGUGGUCUGAGUGUGAUGGCUGCACCAGCACAAAGGUGCGUACUCGCCACGUGCAAGUGUAUGCCCAGUUUGGGGGUGUGCCAUGUUCAGGAGAAGCAACACAAACACAACCGUGUGUCCCACAGAAAAGAUGUCCAUUGGAAACAGGAUGCGGAGACAGGUUCCGCUGCACCUCCGGUCAGUGUAUCAGCCGCUCUCUUCUGUGUAACGGAGACCAGGACUGUGAGGAUGGUCUGGAUGAGAGAGGCUGUGGCCAAGACAACAGCCAGUACUCAUGUGACCUUCACAAAACACCUCCCAACUCUGACUUCACAGGCAGAGGGUAUGACGUGUUGACAGGGAAACUGAGAGCAGGUGUGAUCAACACUCUGAGCUUUGGAGGCCAGUGCAGGAAGGUGUUCAGUGGUGACCACCAAGUCUAUUACAGACUGCCACGGAACAUCCUCCGGUACAACUUUGAGGUGAAAGUAAACAAUGAUGAGAAUGAUGAAUCCUACGAAAGCUCCUGGUCCUACAUGCAACACAUCCAGUCCAACGCCUUGGUGGGACAUGACCGCCGCACCUUCCACAGAGAUGUCACUGAGUCUAAGGCCCACAGAUUGAUAAUCCUGAAGAAUAAAGUGGAGCUGGCACAGUUCCAAAACUCUGCCCCCCAGUAUCUUACCCUGGCCGAAGGCUUCUGGAAGGCCCUGUCCUCGCUGCCGCUCACAUACGACUACUCUGCCUACCGCCAGCUGCUUCAGACGUACGGCACACACUACUUCUCUGAGGGCUCCCUCGGAGGCGAAUACCAAGCCUUGUUGGAGAUAGACCGUCAGUUCCUCUCUUCAUCCAAUACAACAGACUUUGAGUACAAGAGGUGCUGGAGGAAAGUGAAACGCCGUUUGUUCAGGAAGAAAGUGAAAACUGUCUGUGAAAAACUGACAAAAUCUUUAUCAUCCAGCCAUGGACACAAUGUAAAUAAGAUGCCCAUUAAGGUCAACAUUUUUGGUGGAGAUCUGUCCUUCAUAGCUGCUCUGUCUGUUCUGGAUCUGGAAAAUCCAGAAGCUAACGGAGAGGUCUAUGAUAACUGGGCUUCAUCUGUCAAAGACUUCCCUGAUGUCAUAGACCAGAAGCUGCGUCCUCUGUAUGAGCUGGUGAAGGAGGUCCAGUGUGCAGGUUUGAAAAAGCUCCACCUGAAAAGAGCCACAGAGGAGUACCUGGUGGAGGAGCAUCCCUGUCACUGCCGGCCCUGCCAGAACAACGGAGAGCCGCAGCUGACAGGCUCCGAGUGUAGCUGCGUCUGCCGGCCGGGAACCUCCGGACGAGCCUGCGAGAGUGGAGCUGUGAUUGGAGAGCAACCAGGGGUGAUCCACGGCAGCUGGAGCUGCUGGUCAUCCUGGGGAUCUUGUUCCAAUGGUCAAAGGAUGAGGACUCGCAGCUGCAACAAUCCCGCGCCCAGCAGAGGCGGCCGCUACUGCACUGGAUUGCAAGAGGAGCGGAGUCCUUGUGAGGAGCCAGAGAUCCAGUAUUUACAGAGGAUGGAGCCUCAGUGCUUCAGUCUCUCUGUGACUCCACCUAAAACAUGUGGUCCACCUCCUAACCUCAGGAAUGGAUUUGUUGAGAAUCCAAGAGAUUUUUACCAGGUUGGAAGCAUAGUGGAAUACUCCUGCAUAAGCGGCCAUCACCUCAGUGGAAACGCUGUGUCUCGGUGCACUGAAAACCAGAGGUGGACGACAGAAACAAGGGUUUGUAAAAGUUCCACAUGUGGGAUUCCCCCUCUCACCGGUGAUGUUAUAGCCACACCCACCCAAGCAGCCUAUCAGAUUGGAGACAGUGUGUCUCUCUCCUGUCCUGCGCAGUCGGUGCUGGAUGGUGAAGUGUCAGAGAUCCUAUGCAACCCCAGUCUGCAGUGGUCUCCCUCUCCAGCAGGCGCUCGUUGUAAAGCAGCUCCUACACCUCCCUCUCUUCCAUCCGGCCUCAAGUGUAAACUGUGGGAGAAUGUAGGAAAAACUGGGUGUGUGUGUAAAAUGCCAUUCCAGUGCUCGACUUCUCUGCAGUUGUGUACCAGAUUUAGCUCAAGCCAAGCCCGUUUAUUCAGCGUCUGUCAGCUCGGGGCUCUUCGGUGUUUGGGACGGAGCUUCACGUUGGCCAGUGACAGCGACUGUACCUGGCCAGAGGAGACAUUCACAUCCUGCGAGGCUUGCAAACCAGGAACAGUCUGUCAGGAAUCAGAAAGGAAGUGCGUAUGCCAAAACACGUCAGAAUGCCAUAAAGACUCCGCCCCCCUGUGCGUUAACUCUGGUGUGGGCAGUGUUGCCACGACGAUGAGCGAAUGCGAGGUGGGGGCCAGACGGUGUGCUGGGGAGCAGAUGAACGUGAUCGGAAUUGAAGCUUGUCCAGAAUAAAGAAAGUGGUUGUUUUACUCACUGUGAAGUAUCACACUGGAAACCGGACAGAUUUUUUUUUCUCACUGACAUGAUUGUAAAUAGAAGCUAAUGUCUUUUCUUAACUUGAAUGAUGUAAAUAGGCUCCUCUGCCAUCCUGUGCUUUCUUCCUAUAUUUGUCAUAGAGGACCAAGGGCGUAGGUUUGGUCUCAACAUUGGUAGGGACACAACAACCCAGCCAUCCCUCCAAAACAAAGAGGAAUUUUUAAUGCUUUCGACUGAACGGUUUAUUAACAUGUAAGAUCUGUAUUUACAUUUAAAUAAAAAACUUUACACAAUAACA